Strongylocentrotus purpuratus (purple sea urchin) is the source of this 2430-nucleotide messenger RNA. Its product is annotated as serine/threonine-protein kinase 36. NCBI's taxonomy places the organism in Eukaryota, Metazoa, Echinodermata, Echinoidea, Camarodonta, Strongylocentrotidae. The record is from RefSeq and is a predicted model, not a curated record. The transcript is spliced from 12 exons. Gene Ontology annotation, cellular component: cytoplasm. Gene Ontology annotation, molecular function: protein binding. The coding region runs from base 74 to 1654 and encodes 526 amino acids.
CAUAUCUUCUUUUUUAAAGACUGCAGCAGCCUUAUUAGUCAGUCAGCUAUUACAUCAUGGAGUAGCAAUACAGAUGCCCACGCCAGAUCUAUUAGAUGCCGUCCAAUCAGCAUUUAAUGACUUAGAGCAGAUCUGUGUAAGAUGUCCAUUUGACUACGGGAUCCUGGAUGGUCUUCUCCUCCUACUGUGUCAGUUUCUGAGCAUAGACCAAACCAUGGUCAGUCGUUACCUCAUAGAGAUGGGUGUCUGGGAACUCAUAUGGCACAGGUUGAUGCAGACACUUGGUGUCCAGGAGAUACCCCAAAACCCAGCCCUUCCUAAAGAUGAUGAGGAUGAUGAAGGCGAUGACGAUGACGAACAGGUCAUAGAGGUCAUCUGUAACCCUGAAUGGAAUUUGGUCUCUCCCUCUGGCCUGGCCGCAUCAUUGCAAGUCAUCCUGAUUAUAUUCACCAAGGAACCAUACCACUGUGUGCCUCCAUUCUGCAAUGCUAAUGGAAUGGUGAUGUUGACUCUAAGUUCUCUGCUUUCACAUGAGUUUCUUGCCAUCUUAGCAUCAAGUGAAAGCAAAGAGCAGAAUCUCUCCGAGCUAGUCCUGGACAUUGUCCUCCAUGUGUGUCAGCUGCUGUGUUUCCCGUUUGCCCUCGACACCCACGAGAUGAUGAUGUCGGCCAUCUUGUCCAGCUUCAGGCAGUGUCUCCUGGUUGAGAAGCUGGUCUCUGCCUGCCAGAAAUACGUCCCUCUGGAAAUGACCGAGGUCCCCAUGGGAGUUCUUUCAAGACUUGUUCUAAGUGAGGAGGCUUUCCUUACCCAAUUCUGUGAAUGUGUCACCAAAUUUAAGGCUGAGAGCUACCUGAGCAGUCUGCUGUCCAGUGAUGCUCCGACGGAGGUCCGUUGUGACAUGCUCUCUAUCUGCAGCCAUCUCGCUCGCAGUGGGGCACAUCAUCUCAUGCUGCUCAAAGCCAUCCUGUCAGGAGAUAAAGCUGGAUCCUAUCAAGCAUUGAAUGGGUUGCUGACCAGUAAGAACCAGACGGUGAAAUCCAGAGCUUGUGGUUUAAUGGGCAAUAUGAUGAGACACUCUCCAGCCUUCUACGCGGUCCUUAGAAAAAAUGAUGACCUUCUAGCGCACCUCAUUGCUGAGCUCUCUAGCGAUGAUGCUGAUAUCAGACGGUCAUCAUCAUAUGCUAUUGGAAAUGCUGCCUAUCACAGCGGAGAUCUCUAUGACAAGCUGGCCCCUGUCAUCCCAGUCCUGGUCCAACUCCUAUCAGAUCCUGUUACUAGGAUUAGAACCAAUGCUGCAGGAGCUCUUGGGAACCUUGCCCGACAUUCGGCCAAGCUGUGCUCCCAGCUCCUCAAGUGCAAGGUCGCGGAGAGUCUCCUUGAAUCGGCUCACCAUGACAACCAGCUCAGCGUGCAGGAGGUAGCCCUCGUGGCCCUCAGGACGCAUGCCAGACAUGCCCCUCUCAGACAGGCCCUACUCAAGGCCAAGGCUCCAGAGAAGCUUAUGACCCUCGUCGACAGUAUCCGCUCCUCGGGGAUCACCACGCCAGGAAGCCUGCCCUCUUCUGCCAGGAGUGAGCGCAACAGUGCUGGCGCCAUCUCGCACCAUUCCUCCAAACUCCUCAGCCUCCUCAAGCGAGGGGGUAGUGCUAGAUGAUAAAUAAAUGCCAAGGGUGACUGUUGAAUGGAAAAUGUUGGAGCAGUUGUGUCAUUUGGGCUAAUGCCACUGUGUCUUAUAUCCAGUUUGUCUAAUACCAUUUCGCCUAUAUACCCAGUUCGUUUACUGUUCAGUUAGGCUGAUGUGAUUGAAUGCAACAGCGCCGGCGCAGUUUCGCACCAUUCCUCCAAACUGUUGAGCCUCGUCAAGAGAGGGGGUAGUGCUAGAUGAUAAAUAAAUGCCAAGGGCGACUGUUAACCAAUUGCCUUCGGGAGAUAGAUGGUCCCUGUAUUCAGUCUCUUGGAAUGAAAGAAUUUGAUAGACUAUGGGUUAAGUGAAGAUGGGGUGUAGCAUGGACAGUAGUGUUAUAUGGUCUACAGCCACUUUAUCUUAUACCCAGUUCUUCUUAUUAUAUCUUGUAUGUACCCAGUUGAUUUACUGUUUAAUCAUUAGGUCUAAUGACCAGUUGGGCCACUCAUUGUGUUAUCUACUCCAUUAGUCCUUGUGGAUGGUAGUCAAAAGAGAUUUAGAUGCGCUGUGUAACAUAUUAGACCAACUGAAAGUUGACCAAACAGGUGUAGACCAUAUGACAAUUUACUCCAGAGGCAAGUGUUAGAGGUCAGCGGCAGUGAAAGAGACAUAGGAUAUAUUUAUAUGCUUAUCUGCUGACAUGGUAUCAACCCUGUAGAUUUAAAGCCCAUCUGUACUAGUUUGGCCAGGGGGUAUUAGACCUCCCUGUAAGGUCACUGACAGGUGGUUAUCUCAUCAAAACAGCC